Effrenium voratum is the source of this 486-nucleotide messenger RNA. The record is from the annotation of a GenBank genome assembly. Lineage: Eukaryota; Dinophyceae; Suessiales; Symbiodiniaceae.
UGGUUCCCCCAUUUAGGGCCACUCUUUGGCUGUCCGGAUGUCUGUGCUGCUAGCAGACUUGCAAGUGCUGCCGUCCCCACCGGGCAACGCCAAGCACAAGUGGAAGCACGUGGACGCAGCGAUCAAAGUCAUCGCGGCCUCGAAGCUAAAGCACUCGGUGAAUGCGCUGGGCACCACCAUCGAGGGCCCCGCUAGUAAGGUGUGGAGCGUGUGCAGGCGAGCCUUCGAUGCGGCUUUGGCCUCCGGCGCCAAGUCGGAGCUGAUGUAUAUCAAAGUCUACCGAGGGGCCAGCACCAAAGACCAGCUGGAGAAGAGUGGCCGUAAGGCUGCGGCCAGCAAGGUGGCGAAGCCCAUGAAGGCCAUGAAGAUGAAGAAGGCGAAGCGGAAAUCUCGCUGAGCGGUUGCAACUUGGACUGAGUGCAACGCCGCUUUGGUGUUUGUCUGCCUCCGUCCUACUGGGUUAUACCUAGGGCAAGCAAUGACGUG